This is a messenger RNA of Lolium rigidum, 1044 nucleotides long. RefSeq names its product gastrula zinc finger protein 5-1-like. The record is from RefSeq and is a predicted model, not a curated record. The coding region runs from base 1 to 1044 and encodes 347 amino acids. Lineage: Eukaryota; Viridiplantae; Streptophyta; Magnoliopsida; Poales; Poaceae. Gene Ontology annotation, biological process: response to aluminum ion; response to acidic pH. The transcript has 2 exons.
AUGUUUCCUGGAGGAGGAGGAGGCGGCGGCGGAGGGGGCGCCGGUGCAAGCCAUUACUUCCUCCAGAGCCAGCAGCAGAUGUUCCAUGGCGCCCUUGAUGCCGAUGGCAUUAGCAUGGAUUCGGCCUUCAUGGGCGCGACCGGAGGCGGCGGGCUGGCGGCGCCCGACACGCACGCGCACAGCAACGCGCUGCUGUACAACCUGUCCGUGCUCAGGGACAAGGUGCAGCAGCUGCAGCCGCUCGUGGGCAUCGCGGUCGGCCACGACGGCCGCGGCCACGUCGACCCCGUGGUGCCCGGCGCCAGCGCCAUCAUCCAGGAGAUCAUCGCCGCCGCGUCCUCGAUGCUCUACGCUUUCCAGCACCUGUGCGGCGGCCUCGGCGCGUCGUUGACAUCCUCGACAACGGAGGCGGCCGUGUCGUCGUCGGCCACGGUGUUCGACACUAUUAUCAUCGAGCUGGACGCGGCGGAGCUGCUAGCUAAGUACACGCACUACUGCCAAGUCUGCGGUAAGGGUUUCAAGCGCGACGCCAACCUGCGCAUGCACAUGCGCGCCCACGGCGACGAGUACAAGAGCAAGGCGGCGCUGGCGAACCCGCUCACCAACAAGCUCGCCGGCGAGGACGCGGCGGCUGCUGCUGUCGAGGCGGCGGGGAGGAGGAACAAGUACUCGUGCCCACAGGAGGGAUGCCGGUGGAACCGGAAGCACGCCAAGUUCCAGCCGCUCAAGUCGGUGAUCUGCGUGAAGAACCAUUACAAGCGCAGCCACUGCCCGAAGAUGUACGUCUGCAACCGCUGCAACCGCAAGCACUUCUCCGUCCUCUCCGACCUCCGCACCCACGAGAAGCACUGCGGCGACCACCGCUGGGUCUGCUCCUGCGGCACCACUUUCUCCCGCAAGGACAAGCUCGCCGGACACGUCUCCCUCUUCGCCGGCCACGAGCCCGUCGUCGUGCCCAUGGCCGGCAGACACGGUAAGAAAUCCUCGUCGACGUCCGCCGCCGAUCAGCUUAGAAACUGCACCGGCGGCUUUUCCAUUACAUGA